This is a messenger RNA of Sturnus vulgaris (Common starling), 2569 nucleotides long. It is a transcript of the gene PEMT, whose product is annotated as phosphatidylethanolamine N-methyltransferase. Gene Ontology annotation, molecular function: phosphatidylethanolamine N-methyltransferase activity. Gene Ontology annotation, biological process: phosphatidylcholine biosynthetic process. Lineage: Eukaryota; Metazoa; Chordata; Aves; Passeriformes; Sturnidae. The record is from RefSeq and is a predicted model, not a curated record.
GGCUGCUGUGGACCCCUCUGAGGAUCCCCCCUUUCCCCAGGGCUGUAUGAUCUUUGCUCCUGCACUUUGCACCUUGGGCAGUCAUGGCUGGGCAGGAGGCACUUGGAGCGACUGGAUGUGCCCUGGGCCAGAUGGGAACUGUUCCCACAGCCUUUUCUCUGGGCUAGGAGAGGUGUUGGGUUUACCAGCCCCUUACCACGAAUGACACUGUGGUUCUGGUUCUUUCCAAGAGCCUGUGAGGAACCAGUGGGAAUUUCUCUCCCAGACAGGUGGAUGUGGCAGCCAUGGCGCGGCUCUUUGGCUACGUGGAUGUGACCGACACUGGCUUCAUUGUGGCUGUGCUCUCAAUCGCCUUCAACCCUCUCUUCUGGAAUGUGGUAGCCAGAUGGGAGCACAAAACACGAGCUCUCAGCCAAGUCUUCGGCUCUCCCCAUGCUGCCUGUUACUGCCUGGGUGCUGUGAUCCUGGUGCUGAACUGUGUGAGGAGCCACUGCUUCACAGAAGCCAUGAAGAGCCAGCCGAAGGUGGAGGGCUGGGACAGCCACUGGACCUAUUACUCAGGCUUGGCCAUCUCGGCUGUGGGGACCUUGUUUGUCAUCUCCAGCUUCUUAGCACUGGGAUUCACUGGGACCUUUCUAGGUGAUUACUUUGGCAUCCUGAUGGAGGAAAAAGUGACCAGCUUUCCCUUCAGCGUCCUGGAUAACCCCAUGUACUGGGGCAGCACAGCCAUCUACCUGGGCUGGUCCCUCAUGCACGCCAGCCCAGCUGGCCUUUUGCUGACAGCUGUAGUGGCAAUUUCCUACACAAUCGCUGUGCUGUAUGAGGGGCCUUUCACAGAGGAAAUCUAUCGGAGGAAGCAGAAGGGAGUGAAGAACAAGUAACCCCAGAGCACUCUCUCGGGUACCUCGUGCCUCUCCGGUCCCCACACUGUCCAGUUUGCCCAUUUUCCUACUGAGAUGUAUCCUAGUAAUUAACCCAGCAACCCUUAAUGAGCCAACUGAGCUCCCUGCAGCACUGGAAGUGACCAGAGGAACAGCCUGAGCGUGGUGGCAGCUCCUUGCCACAGCCCAUGGGAGAUGGAGGUCUCUGUCCCCAGGUCUCUGUCCAGGUCACUGCAGCUCUCCUGGGAGUUACACAGGACAGGACCUCCCCACCUCUUCUCCCACACCGAUUAUUGGAGAUCUGCAGGCACAAAGGAAUUCCCUUUGGACUGGAGGGAGAGCAGAGUCGUGAUGGAAACACCAUAAGUGAGCUCUGAGCAUUUGGAAGAACCAGCUCCAGCUGCUGCUGAAGAUCAUCUGAAGGUGCUGCCCAAAAGCCACGAGAAGCAGACAAAGCUCAGGUGCAGCAAUGGAGAGAGCUCAGGAACCCCUGAAGAUUCAAACACAGAUUGGGAAGGAACAGGAGAAACUGCUGUGAGUUCAACAACAGCAAAACCUGCUGCAAACCCAAAAACCAACCCCUUCUUUUCUGAGAAAGGAACCUCCCUGUCCAGAGCUGCAGUUUCCCACCCAGCGUUUCCACAGUACUGCAAAGGCUCCCAGAAAAGUGACUGAAAAGCGCAGGAAUGUGAAUGUAUGACCUAAACCACAGCCCAGGGGCAUGGAGGGAUGGCAGCUGUCUCGUGGGGUAUGGAGAAGACCCAGGGGAAGAGUCAAUCCGUGUCUGCACUUCGCAGAUAUCCCACCCCUGGCCAAGUUGAUGCCCUAAGCCCCUCCUUUUCCUUGGGUCCACAUGAGGGUCCUGCUGCCUUUCCCACCACCCAGUGCCUUCCAGCUGUUUUUCACUGUCUUGCAGGGGCAGUGGGAGAGAGGGAAGAGAGGGAAAGGUUUGUUUCUGCAGCAGCCACGUACAGAUGUGCCCCUCCGCCCCUGCCACCAGCCUUGGCAUGUCCCAAAAUUGUCCAGUGCUGAAUCCUGCCUUCGACAGAAAGAGUCCACAGAGUGUUGCUCCAGUCCCAGGCUCUGUUUUCACAGAUUCCCAGAACAGUUUGAGGAAUAAAUGACUGUAAAUGACCGAACGAUGGGCUGCUGGAGAAGGGAGCUGUGCUGCUGCCAGCUCCAGGGCGGGCACUGGAAUGCAGGGCCACAUCUCAGCAUCAUCACAUCCUCCCCUCCACAGAGGGUCCUCUCUCUUCUCACUGUCACCUCCAUGAAACGGUUCCAUUUCCUUUGGCUUUUACACCUUGUAAUUAACUCACCCUCCAGGCAUUGCUCAGCAGAAUUAAAAGUGUUGGUCUCUUUUCAGUCCGGCCUCCAUUUCCUUUGGCAGGGUCUCAAAUGCUGUGUUUGUGUUUCAUCACUUCAGAACCAUUACACAUAGAUUUAUUUUUUUAUUGCCAUCUCAACCACCUUCCUCUCAAUGAUUUGGGCAUAGUACUUUAUUUUUAGAUAAGUUUCCACAUUCCCUUCACAGCUAAUGUUUAUAGAUGGAGGCUAAACCAGCCCAGUACCCAUAGCAACCAUCGAGGAGAGGAUACAUUGCAUUAUUCAGACAAUUUAUGUCAGAGUUGCCAGUCCUGGCUCAAAGUCUCUGAUGUCAAUAAACUUGGAUUUGUUGAUAAGUGAAA